CCUAGGGAACCUAAAUGCCUUGCACUGCGUUUGUUCUGGGGAAUCCUUUGGUUAUGCAGAAGUAGGCAAGUAUGGCAACGGAGGAUGAGACGGGUAAUUAUGAAAGCGAGGGAGGACCAGGCUUAGGAGGCAGUGAUGAGCAAAGCAAGGAAGGGCAGAAGGACAGGGAAUCGACAAAUCUGGAUGGCACCAAAGGGAACCGGAAGGAAAUGUCCUCAGGAGAAAGCUCGGGAAACGCCGGGGGAAGCAGACAGGGGGCCCAGCAAAACAAGGAGGACAGUAAUAAGGAUAGGGCGAGCCCCGGGAACUCGGAGGGAGCUAUGUCUAAGAAAGUAAGGGUCACGGACGCGAGGCGCAAGCUAGCAGAAAUAGAGAAAAGGACCGCGGAAUACAAGGCAAGGUUAAUUGAGGAAAUGAUGAUUGGGAACGAGGAAGGCCCUCUGCAGGAGGUACCGCGGAACGAACGGAAAACCAGCCAGGGCGGAACUGGGCAAGGGGACAAGGGUAGUGACCGUGGGGGAACGCCGAGCAAAAGAAGGAAAGAGAGAGAGAACUCGCCGAGAAUGGAGGCAGAGAAGGCAACGAACCCCUUAGCCACAGACAGUAGGGCUAGCCGUCUGCCGACCUCGCCAGUGGCAUCGCGAGGAUGCGAAGGGCUCUGGAGCCUCAGAGAAAGGGUGUUAGGUUGGUUCGACCCGGAAGGAACGACAAAGACUAAAGGGGGGCAGAAAGCCAGCAAGGAAAGGCCAGAUACCAGCAUGGCAAGCGAGGCCAGUAGCUCUGAAGGCGGUCUUAGGAAGAUAGUAUCAUCCCUCACACGAGCACUGAACAAGAACCAAGGCUAUCUGGCAGACACCAAGAAAAAGUUGACUAUCGAUGGAGCAAACAUCACGGAGUUCCUGAUCGACUACGAGAACCUAGCUGCGUUACUAAAGUGGACCGAGGUGGAAAAGAUGGACCAUCUAGGACAGCAUGUGUCGUUAAGCCUAGGACGGAACAUAAUGGCCAUUGUAGCCGCAAGCCGGUCUUGGAAGGAGACCCGGGAUGUGAUGAUGAGGAAGUACCUAGCGGCAGAGAAAAUGGCAACAGUGGCCGACCUAGCGGCAGUUCAGGGGAAGAACUUCGCAACGUACAAUGAUUUCCUACGGGAAUUUACUCUAGUAGCACUAAGGAUCCCCGGGGUCACGGACCGGAUAAUGAGCAAAUAUUUCCUCAGGCAGUUCUCCGAGUUCGACAAAGACAAGAUUCUGUCAGCUUACCAACAUACGAGCAAGUUCGUAAACAUGCGGGAUGUUGAUUUUAUCACGGUAACGGAUCUGGCUGAGAAAACGGUAGUAACAGAAACGUUGGCCUUGCUCAAGGAAGGAGAGAUCAUAGAUCUGACCGAACGGCGGUACUCGCAAUUGAAGAAGGAAGUCCUAGCCAUCCUGCAUUGCCUUAAGACCUUCCAGGCCUACCUAUUUGGGAGGCGGUUCAUCUUAAGGAUCGAUCCGACGAAUGUCGCAGGGGCUCUAAAGAAUUACAGGCCUAUAGAUCCGACGGUAAGGAGAUGGGUAGGAUUCAUCUGGCAGUUCGAUUACAAGAUCGAACGGAUUGCUGGAAUCCGCAACAAGGCAGAUGGGCUGAGUCGGGUUUGCAUCACUCCCGAAGGGAUAGAGGAUGCAGAGCCCAUAGAUGCAUUCCUCGAAUACGAAGGAGAGACUCUCGCGGUGGAUAACGAAAUGAUGAAUGGGGGAUGCACAUCGGGAGAACUAUUGAUCCAGACUUUGGAGAAGGGGGCACCUGCCAUAGUAGCAGAACUUAGAGAAGGACCAGUUACCACUCGAGGACGCAGAGAAGAAAAGGACUCAUGGGGAGCGAUAGUAGGACCAAAAGAGGAACUAAUGGCAAUGGCAGUCGAGGGAGGCCGGGAAGCAGUGAUGAGCUUAGUGGAAUCUUGGGAAAGGAAAGAGUUGCACUGGGUGGUAAACCAGAUGCAGGAAGGAAAGGAUGGGGGUCAGGAAGGGGAGGAGUUUUUCUAUGUCCAAUCAUACGAAGGGCUCUUUCGGGAGAUCAGACUGUUCUUGGUAGGAAACAAACAACCUACGGAAGUCAGUAUUAAAGCAAGAGAAGAAGCCGAAAGGUAUAUCCUGGAUGUGCGAGACAACCUGAGCGGGUUCGUGGAGGCAGUCGCCCUCAAGAAAAAGACAGGGAGGAGUGUGGCGGACUGGAUAAAAGACUUCUACUUGAGGCAUCCGUUCAUCAGGAGGUUUAUAGCAGACAAUGGGACGGAGUUUAUGAACCAAGAAGUAUUGGGGAUGCUUAAGAGACUCUGCGUACCGAUCAAACUCAUCAAGUUGUAUCACAUUGAGGCCAAUGCACCUGUGGAAAGGGGCCACCGAACCUUGAAGAACACGAUUGCAAAGCUCGCAGCGGACCAUCUGGGGAACUGGCCUAGGUAUCUUAAGCAAACUGUCUUUGCAGAGAAUAUGACCCCUAAAAGGACAACAGGAUGUAUCCCGACAGAGCUUUGGUACGGAAGAGAGAUCGAUUUUCCUGUGGAAGCCUCGGUACCUACCUGGAAUAGGAUAGAUGAUGAUCCGCAAAUGACCAUUGAAGAGUUAAUCAAGGCAAGAUGUCAAUAAAUCCUUAAGAAUGAGGAGGUCAUGAAAGACAUCGCCAGCCGGAUACUGA
This is a messenger RNA of Chara braunii, 2673 nucleotides long. The record is from the annotation of a GenBank genome assembly. NCBI's taxonomy places the organism in Eukaryota, Viridiplantae, Streptophyta, Charophyceae, Charales, Characeae.